Messenger RNA from Dibothriocephalus latus, 225 nucleotides. Lineage: Eukaryota; Metazoa; Platyhelminthes; Cestoda; Diphyllobothriidea; Diphyllobothriidae. The record is from the annotation of a GenBank genome assembly.
AUGGCUUAUGGUCUGCUACAGUGUCUGGACCACCUUCUGGUCAUCUACACCUUCCUGCCCCUGCGUUGCCUCGUCACUUAUCUCACCCUCGUGCUCUUCGUUCUUCGCAGUGUUUUUGGCCUGCUUAUUCCCAGCAUCAGGUUAGUAGUUGCACCCCCUCCCCCGGCCCUGCGGUCUUCCUGCUUUGUGUAUUCGCACCUUAAAGUACCUUAUAACAACUUCUAG